AGCUUUUCUUCAAAACUUUUCUCAGUCGGUGAAGGGAUUUGUUGUCGGCACCGAGUAGGACGCGGACUGUAAGAAGGGGAUCAUGACAGAGGAAAUAGGCAGAGGGGCCCCUGCUGAUGAGUCUGAGCAGGAUAAACAGGCUCCCGAGGAAGGGGCGCAGCCGCGGGAAAAAUGGGCCAACAACAUGGAGUUCAUUCUCUCCAUGGCCGGAGAAAUAAUCGGACUCGGAAAUGUUUGGCGUUUUCCUUAUCUGUGCUACAGGAACGGAGGAGGUGCUUUUCUCAUUCCCUACUUUGUGUUCCUCCUCUUCUGUGGCAUCCCUGUGUUUUUUCUGGAGACGGCAUUGGGCCAAUACACCAGUGAGGGUGGAGUGACUGCCUGGAGGAAGAUUUGCCCCAUGUUUCAAGGGGUGGGAUUUGCAUCCCAAGUGAUUGUAAUCUACUUAAACAUUUACUACAUCGUCAUUUUGGCCUGGGUUAUCUUCUACCUAAUACACUCCUUCAAAAGCCCUCUGCCUUGGUCCUCGUGUGACAACUAUUGGAACACUGAAUCCUGUCACAGUCGCUCUGGAGUCUUUGCCAACCCCAAGCUUUUUCAGAAUGGGUCCAACUGGUCUUUCCUAUACAAUUUCACAUCAAACGACUACUUUGAGAAUGACAGUUAUAUCAAUUCUUCAAUUCUGCACAUUAAUUCACCUGAGGAAGAGUUCUGGAGAAGGCGUGUUAUCAGAAUAUCAGAUGAUAUGUCCCUGGGUAAAGUGCACUGGGACCUGGCUCUGUGUCUCCUAUUGGUCUGGGUUAUAUGCUACUUCUGCAUCUGGAAGGGAAUCAAAACUACUGGAAAGGUCGUGUACUUCACAGCUACAUUCCCAUACCUGAUGCUGAUCAUCCUUUUCAUACGUGGAGUAACGCUCCCAGGAGCUGCAGACGGCCUCAGAUACUACCUCCAACCUGACUUCAGCAGGCUUGCUGAGGCAAAUGUUUGGGUUGAUGCAGGGACUCAGGUGUUCUUCUCCUACGCUGUCUGUCAGGGAGUCCUGACGGCUCUGGGAAGCUACAACAAAUACAACAACAACUGCUACAGGGAUUGCCUGGCGCUGUGCUGCCUGAACAGUGCCACCAGCAUCUUUGCUGGCUUUGUAGUCUUCUCGGUACUGGGAUUCAUGGCUAAUGACCUUGAAAUUCCUGUGAGUGAAAUCUCUGCUAGUGGUCCUGGCCUUGCCUUCAUAGCCUAUCCCAGAGCUUUGUCGCUGCUUCCAGGCUCAUCCUUCUGGGCUGUGCUUUUCUUUCUCAUGGUCCUCUUCUUGGGUCUUGACAGUCAGUUUGUGUGCGUGGAGAGCCUGGCUACAGCCAUCACAGACCUCUUCCCCAAUCGUCUGAGGAGGCCAUACGCCAGAGAGAUACUAGUCCUGGUCAUCGCUGUUGUUUGCUUCCUGUUGGGGCUGCCAUUUGUGUCUGAAGGAGGGUUAUACCUCUUCCAGCUAGUUGAUUCCUACGGUCCCAGUGGAACCAACCUCCUAAUCAUUGCUUUUGUAGAGACGGUUGUAGUUGCCUGGAUAUAUGGUGCUGACCGUUUCUAUGACAACAUUGAAGACAUGAUCGGGUAUGCUCCACUCCCUUGGCUGAAGUAUUUCUGGUUGUUCAUCACCCCGUUCAUCUGUGGGUUUACACUGGUGUAUAAGCUGGCACAAGUAAGCACUUUCAGUUUCGGAUAUGGGUUUGGCUCCUGGGCCACUGCAGUGGGUGCUCUACUUCUUGCCCUUCCGCUGUUAUGCAUCCCACUAUUUAUUUUCAUCUCACUAUGUCGGUAUCCCAACGACAUGACUACGCCAUCCAAAGACCUGCGACAGAUUCGUCCCCAUAAGCCAGUGCUCACGUUGUGUAACCUCGUCAUCUUCAAAGGGCAGAGGCAGCCAAAGAGGGGUGUGGAUGAUAGCAAUGAGAAGAUGGUGAUGGAGGAGCCAAGCGGGGUUUGAUGUUGAUGAUGUAUAUAUUUGCAAAAACAAAAAAUAUAAUCAUUUUAUAAAUGUUUACACAUAUUAGUCUUCAGGGAAAUUUUUUUGUCUUUUAUCAACACAAUUACCGUGAUUUUUUUUCUUUUGUUUUUUUUAAAAUACCAAUGUUAAAGACUUAUGUAGUGUAUGUUUAUCUGUAUACAUAUUGUCCUUCAUGUAUUGACAAAGCCAUAGCAUAAUUUAACACAAGCACUACCUACGGUCCAGUCCCAUGGGACUAUAGGUAAACAGCAUGGAAUGUCCUUCUAAAAUUAUAACAAACAAUGUUGUAUGUUUAAUUUAGAAAUCAUUAAGAAGUCUCAUCUUAAUGUUAUACAAAGCUCUUUUUUUAAAUUUAUGUUAAUCAAUUUUGUUUUUAAUUGUACUUAAAAUAUAAAACAUACGUAUUUAAAAAAUAAAUUAAAUUCAGAAGAGGAUUUUCAUUUGUGAAGCCAGUUUAAAAUAUACAUACAUUCAUGAAUAGAUUAUUCUCCCUAUGCUUAUGUUUUGGAAAAUGAGUUUGUUUUUUGAUGGAUUAAGAUAUCACUUCAGCUGUGAGAAAGACCAGUUUUAGCAGAUUUCCCACCCAAUUUUAAAGGAUAUGCACAUAUAAUACAAAUGUUUCAAACAAAGAAUAAAGUUUGACGGUUAUUAUGACUUAUGAGUUAUCAGUUUUGUAAAAGAUGCUUGAACAGUUAUGCUUGUACCUUGGAUGACUACCCAUCAUUUCAGUCCCAGCUGGCUCACUAUGACUGCAAAGUUUUCAGUAUCAAUAUUCAAUGCAUAGUGAUCUGUUUUACUAUUAAGCUUGAAGGUUUUUAGCAUCCUUGUUACUUUAUUUAUCCAACACCCUGGCAUGUAGAGGGGUCUCUCUCUGAAAUCUCCUUUUUGAGGCAAAUUUUAAAGGACAAAACAGAAAGUGGAGUUCUGCAGAUUUGUUGAGGAUUAUAGGAAUCCCCUUACCAAUUUACAGCUGUUUGUAUCACAUUUUAAGAGUAAGUGUUAAACAGUUAGAGUUAGUGUUUCCAGCCAUAAAAAUAAGUCAUUGCAGAAAAAAUAUGACAAUCCCUAGAGUGCAAAUCAGAGGCCCCGUCCCUGAAGUGGACUAAGUUAUUAAAUCUUCUGCAUUUGACUAAAUAUGUUAUAUGACCAACUUAGACCAUCAUGUGAACAUUCCCAGAACAUUUAUCUGCAGCAUUAAGCUAAGUGGACAUGUUGGAAACCUCUGCAAUGGUUUGUUCAUUCUGUAAUGCAAUUCACCAGUUUGCCAUACAAUUUAUGUCUUCCUCAAGAAUGUAUGUUCAUUGUGUUUUGUGUCAUUAUGUGUUUAUUUGUGUUUAUAGGCAAAAAUAAAAGGAAAAAAAAAAACGGCAUUAA
This is a messenger RNA of Melanotaenia boesemani (Boeseman's rainbowfish), 3370 nucleotides long. RefSeq names its product sodium- and chloride-dependent GABA transporter 2-like. The transcript has 16 exons. Gene Ontology annotation, cellular component: membrane. Lineage: Eukaryota; Metazoa; Chordata; Actinopteri; Atheriniformes; Melanotaeniidae. Gene Ontology annotation, biological process: sodium ion transmembrane transport. The record is from RefSeq and is a predicted model, not a curated record. The coding region runs from base 83 to 1975 and encodes 630 amino acids.